Messenger RNA from Plasmodium relictum, 1104 nucleotides. Its product is annotated as GTP-binding protein, putative. Bases 1 to 1104 code for a protein of 367 amino acids. Gene Ontology annotation, biological process: cytoplasmic translation. The transcript has 15 exons. The record is from RefSeq and is a predicted model, not a curated record. Lineage: Eukaryota; Apicomplexa; Aconoidasida; Haemosporida; Plasmodiidae. Gene Ontology annotation, cellular component: cytoplasm. Gene Ontology annotation, molecular function: GTP binding; GTPase activity.
AUGGGAGUCUUAGAAAAAAUCAAAGAAAUAGAGGCUGAAAUGGCCCGAACCCAAAAAAACAAAGCAACGGAGUAUCAUUUGGGUCAGCUAAAAGCCAAAUUAGCCAAGUAUAGAUCACAAUUACUCGAAGCCCCCAAAACUGGUAAAAAAGGAGAGGGAUUCGAUGUACAAAGACAAGGUGAUGCAAGAAUAUGCUUAAUCGGAUUUCCAUCUGUUGGUAAAUCAACACUUUUAUCGAAAAUAACUAGCACAACAUCUGAAGUAGCAGAUUACGAAUUUACUACGUUAACUUGUAAACCUGGAAUAGUAAAUUAUAAAGAUUCUAAAAUUCAACUACUUGAUUUACCAGGGAUUAUUCAAGGCGCUUCAGAGGGUCGUGGUAGAGGAAGACAAGUAAUAGCUGUAGCAAAGUCAUGUGAUAUGAUUCUGAUGAUAUUAGACGCAACCAGAGACAACAGCCAAAAAUUAAAAUUAGAAAAUGAGCUAAAAUCAGUGGGAAUAAGAAUAAAUCAAGAACCUCACAGAAUUACAUUAACUCGAAAAAAAGUUGGUGGUGUUGUUAUAAAUAGUACUGUUCCAUUAACUAAAAUGGAUAACAAGCUUAUAAUGACAAUACUUCAUCAAUAUAAAAUACACAAUUGUAACUUACUGUUUAAUGAAGAUGCCAGUGUAGAUGAUCUUAUCGAUGUUAUAGAAGGAAACAGAAAAUUUAUAAAAUGCAUUUAUGUUUAUAAUAAAAUAGACAUGUUACCUCUAGAGGAAAUUAAUACUAUAGCAUCCUAUGAUAAUUCAAUUGUUAUAAGUAGUAGCAAAUCAUGGAAUUUAGACGUAUUAAAAGAAUAUAUAUUUCAAAAAUUAGAAAUUAUUAGAGUAUAUACAAAACUUCGUAAAGAAAAACCUGAUUUUAGCAACCCUAUUACAUUAACUAGACAAAGAGGAAGUCAAACUGUAGAAGCCGUUCUUAACCAAAUUCAUAAAGAUAUGAUUAAAGAUUUUAAAUUUGCAUUAGUAUGGGGUAGAAGUACUAAGCAUAAUCCCCAGAGAGUUGAUUUACAUCACAAACUAGCUGAUGAAGAUGUUAUUCAAGUAGCAAAAAAUAGCUAA